AUGUAUUCUCCAGAUAUGGUUCAUCCGUUUGAAACUGAUUCCGGGAGAAAAGUGAGAAAAUUUGACGUUUUUUUUCCUUAUUGUUACAUUGUUCAGUCCAAAAAUGAAGUGCAUUCUGGAGGAAUGGGAUGGCCAAAAGCUUCAUUAUUUUUGAUUGGUCAUUCUGCUGGAGCUGGAAUGUUGGCAAUGCCAAUGGCCUUUUCUGUUAUGGGAGUUGAAAUCGGUACACUUUUGACUAUAGUUUGUGCGGGGUUCUCAUUAAAUACUGGUCUACAAUUAGGAUGGAUGUGGUUGAUGUUGCAGGAAAUAUGGCCUGAAUAUCGGAAAUUAUGCCAAAAUCCAUAUGGUGCUAUUGCAUUACGUUCCUAUGGACCUAUUGCUCGACACGCAAUAGAAAUAAUGGUAUGCUUCUCGGAACUAGGAUAUACCGUUGUUCUCUUACUCCUUGCCGCCAAAAAUGCAUCCGUCCUCUUUCAUUUUUUCCUAGCAAUGGAUAUCAGUCAGUGUUAUCUGAUUGUCAUUGUCGCUGUCCUUGUCUGGCCAUCAAUAAUGCUUCGAAGUCCUGAAAACUUCUGGCAAAUCGCAUGGAUUUCUACUGCUUCCAGCUGGGCUGCAGUGGUUCUGAUAGUGAUUGGAGUGAUUCAGGACGCUCCUGUUUGCAGUAAAGAUGUACCUCAUGAGCCUGCUAGUGUAUUCAAAGCGUUUAUGUCUUAUGGAUCUAUGGUUUUCGCAUAUGCAGCUCAUCCAUCGUUUCCAACUUGUCAGCAUGAUAUGAAACAUCCAUCCCAAUUUUCUUAUUCUUUGAUGCUCACAUGGGGAAUCAUUUCAGUAUAUUAUAUGGUUGUAUCUUAUCUAGGCUACUUUGUAUACGGUAGCUCAAUUGGAGAUUCAAUUAUAUCGUCUAUCCAAAAUACCACUUUUCAGCAAUUGAUUAAUCUAAUGUUCGCAAUCCACGUGGCAUCUACAAUAGUAAUUGCUUCUUCACCAGCUUUUCAGAUAACUCUGGUUUUUUUCCUAGUUACCUUGACAGCUCUCACAUUCCCACAUUUUGGACCAAUGAUAAAUUUGCUCGGUGCCUCUGUGAAUUCUCUGAUUGCAAUGAUUCUACCAUCCGCAUUCUACUUGUCAUUGAGGGCUUUCAGAGAGAAAUGGAAAUUGAAUAAAAAGAGGACGGAGCUCCCGAGUUUCAAAGAAAUUUUCCAAACAACACCCAAGCAUAUUCUGAUUUUCAACAUAGUUUCCAUGACGUUUGGUCUACUGGCAGCCAUCAUUUCCACGAUAUCAGCCAUUCGAACAUUUUUAGAUUCUUCUCUGCCUCCUCCAUGCUACAUUCAAUAUUUCCAGUCUGGUCUCUCAUUUUCAGCUCCGAAUGGAACUAUUGGUUGUUGUGGAACUUAUCGAAAUCUAACAUCCGAGUUAGAUCCAAACGGAUUUUGCUCUUUUAGAAAUUUUAAAAAGAUCAAGGAAACCAGAUGUUCCGUAUGCUCACCGAUGACUUGA
This is a messenger RNA of Caenorhabditis briggsae, 1500 nucleotides long. Gene Ontology annotation, cellular component: vacuolar membrane. Lineage: Eukaryota; Metazoa; Nematoda; Chromadorea; Rhabditida; Rhabditidae. The record is from RefSeq and is a predicted model, not a curated record. Bases 1 to 1500 code for a protein of 499 amino acids. The transcript has 9 exons. Gene Ontology annotation, molecular function: L-alanine transmembrane transporter activity; L-proline transmembrane transporter activity. Gene Ontology annotation, biological process: L-alanine transport; amino acid transmembrane transport.